Molecule: messenger RNA, 218 nt
Organism: Rotaria sordida
Lineage: Eukaryota; Metazoa; Rotifera; Eurotatoria; Philodinida; Philodinidae
Source: the annotation of a GenBank genome assembly
AAGAUAAUGAUGCUGAACCUGUGUUCCGUGCUGUUUCAUCACUACAAGCACAAAAAGCAAAACGAGCAACAGCAAUAGAAAAAAAACCACCAGCAGGACCAGCAAAACGAGCAACAGCAAUAGAAGCAUUAAAAGCAGAAAAAGAACCAGCAGCAAUAGAAGUACCAACAUCGGUACGAGCACGAGGACGAGAAGGAGGAUUUUCGGUUGAUCGAUAA